GCCGCCCCGCCCCCGCCCGGCCGCUGCGGAAGGCGCCGCGCGCAGCAACGCGCACUUCCUCUCCAGGAGUCCGCGGAGGGAGUGCAGGUUCGAAGAGCUCCUGGACGCAGAGGCCCUGCCCUUGUCAGACGGAGCAGACAUGUCCGAACAAAGUAAGGAUGGGUGCGACCCCAGCUUGGUAGCUGAGGCCUCCGACUCCGAGACGCACGGCAGCUCUGGGGUUCCCAGGGGGCCCUCUCCGCCGGAGUCUCAGGCCGCGACCCUCCCAGAGCCAGACAGCCCUCCCCUAGGCCCGACCGACGCCCCUGUGGCUUCGCCGCCGUCCCGGGCCCCAGCCGAAGAGGGAGACCCGAAAGCCCUGCAGCAGGCCGCGGAGGAAGGCCGCGCCCACCAGGCCCUGAGCGCGGCCCAGCCCGGCCCAGCGCCGCCCGCCCCAGCCCAGCUGGUGCAGAAGGCGCACGAGCUCAUGUGGUACGUGCUGGUCAAGGACCAGAAGAGGAUGAUCAUCUGGUUCCCAGACAUGGUGAAGGAUGUCAUCGGCAGUUACAAGAAAUGGUGCAGAAGCAUUCUCAGGCGCACCAGCCUCAUCCUCGCCCGAGUGUUCGGGCUGCACCUGAGGCUAACCAGCCUGCACACGAUGGAGUUCUCUCUCGUCAAAGCGCUAGAGCCAGAGGAGCUGGACAGGGUGGCGCUGAGCAACCGCAUGCCCAUGACAGGCCUCCUGCUGAUGAUCCUGAGCCUCAUCUACGUGAAGGGUCGCGGGGCCAGGGAGAGUGCCGUCUGGAACGUGCUGCGCAUCCUGGGGCUGCGGCCCUGGAAGAAGCACUCCACCUUUGGAGAUGUGAGGAAGCUCAUCACCGAGGAGUUCGUCCAGCAGAAUUACCUGAAAUACCAGCGCGUUCCCCACGUUGAGCCACCUGAGUACGAGUUUUUCUGGGGCUCCCGUGCCAGCCGAGAAAUCACUAAGAUGCAAAUCAUGGAGUUCCUGGCUAGGGUGUUUAAGAAAGACCCCCAGGCCUGGCCUUCCCGGUACAGAGAGGCUCUGGAGGAGGCUAGAGCUCUGCGGGAGGCCGAUCCCACUGCCCACUCCCCCCGCAGCAGUGUCUCCGAGGACUGGACAGCAGCUUGUGGCACAGAGAGGGAAUAUUCAGUAUCUGAAUUUUCACCUCUGGGCUCAAUUGAAAAUGUUGGAGUCUGUCAAAUUUUCCAGAAAGCUCCCCUACGAGGCUCUUGGAGACGUCAUUCAGAAGGGGAUCUGGAGAUCCUUGAUGAUCUAGUUUGGAUGACAGCUGUGGCUGGGAAAGGCUGCAGAGCAGAGGGGACUUACUUCCUAUACCCAACCAGCAGGGAGGAUUCCUCUCAGCAGCCACGUAGGCAUUCUCUUCUCUCUGGAGGAAAAGGCCCAGCAGCUGUCGGAGGAAAAGGCCCAGCAGCUGUCAGAGCAAAGGACAUGUCGCAGCUAAGUAAGAAUUUGGGUGAUUCGAGUCCCCCGGCGGAGGCCCCUAAGCCUCCGGUCUACAGCCGCCCUACGGUUCUGAUGCGGGCUCCGCCCGCCUCCUCCAGGGCUCCGCCAGUCCCUUGGGAUCCACCUCCAAUUGAUUUGCAGGCUUCACUGGCCGCUUGGCAGGCACCUCAGCCUGCCUGGGAGGCUCCACAGGGCCAGCCGCCUGCCCCUGUGGCUCCGAUAGCCCAACCGAUGGCCCAGCCCCCAGCCCUAGGGGGCCCGAUGGUCCAGGCUCCCCCGCUGGGAGGCCCGAUGGGCAAGCCCCCGACCCCCGGAGUGCUGAUGAUCCACCCUCCCCCUCCGGGAGCCACGAUAGCCCAGCCACCGACUCCGGGAGUCCUGAUGAUGCAUCCUUCGGCUCCCGGAGCGCCCAUGGCCCACCCUCCCCCGCCGGGAACCCCGAUGGCGCAUCCUCCCCCUCCGGGAACCCCGAUGGCGCAUCCUCCACCUCCGGGAACCCCGAUGGCGCAUCCUCCCCCGCCGGGGACACCGAUGGCCCACCCCCCACCUCCGGGGACACCGAUGGCCCACCCUCCCCCACCGGGGACACCGAUGGCUCAGCCUCCAACUCCGGGAGUCCUGAUGGCCCAGCCGCUGACUCCGGGAGUCCUGAUGGUACAACCUCCUGCUCCAGGAGCCCCGAUGGCCCAGCCUCCGCCCCCAGGAGCCCUGAUGGCCCAGCCUCCACCUCCUGGAGCCCAGAUGGCCAAGCCUCCCGGUCCUGGAGUCCUGAUGAUCCACCCUCCAGGUGCGAGAGCUCCAAUCACCCAGCCUGCAGCUACAGGAGCCCAGAUGGCGCAGCCUGCGGCCCCGCCUGCACAACCUCUGGCUUCUUGGGCCCCACAGGCUCAGCCUCUGAUCCUGCAAAUUCAGUCACAGGUCAUAAGGGCCCCUCCUCAGGUUCCACAGGGACCGCAGGCACCACCGGCACAGCUGGCCACACCCCCGGGCUGGCAGGCCACCUCACCGGGAUGGCAGGCUCAGCCUCAAGGCUGGCAGGCCACACCCCUUGCCUGGCAGGCCGCACAGGUCACCUGGCAGGCUCCGACGAUUGCCUGGCAGGCGCCGCCACCUGUGCGCCAGGGCCCCCCGCCCAUCCGCCCGGGACCCCCGCCCAUCCGCCCGGGACCCCCACCUGUGCGCCAGGCACCACCCCCGAUCCGCCAGGCACCACCACUGAUCCGCCAGGCACCGCCACCCAUCCGGCCUGCCCCACAGGUCCUGGCCACUCCGCCACCACUGUGGCAGGCCCUGCCGCCGCCGCCGCCACUGCGGCAGGCCCCGCAAGCUCGGCUGCCCACCCCGCAGGUGCGGGCAGCCCCACAGAUGCGGGCUGCCCCACAGAUGCGGGUGGCGCCACAGGUAGUCACGGCCCCUUCAGCAACGCAGUUGCCCACGGCGCCUCCCACUGGCCCGCAGGCACCCCAUGCCGCACUUUCGGCACCUCUGUCAGCCCCACAGGCUGUGCACUGCCCACCUAUCAUCUGGCAGGCCCCUAAAGGCCAACCCCCGGUGCCACACGAGCUGCCGACAUCAAUGGAGUACCAGGAAGUGCAGCAAGCUCAGGCUCUGGCCUGGCAGGCUCCAAAGGUCCCGGGGCAAUUCUGGCAGCCUGUGCCCACCCAGGAUGCCCAAAGGCAGGGGCCACCACUGGUUCAGGUGGAGCAGCCCUUUCAGGGGGUCCCCGCCUCCCAAAAGGCCUUGCAAAUCCAGCUGCAAACCCAGCAGGCGCAGCCCACGGGCCCGCAAACAGAGCUGCCCACCCUGCAACUCCAGCCCUCCUGGCAAGGCCCCCCUGCAGUCUUGCAGGGCCAGCCCGGAGCUCCCAUAGCGGCAGCAAAUUUUCCCGUAGGCUCCGCUAAAUCACUGAUGACUCCAUCGGGAGAAUCCAGGGCCUCUUCCAUAGAUCGCAGGACCUCUUCGAAGGAACGCAGGACCUCUUCAAAGGAACGCAGGGCUCCUUCCAAGGACCGCAUGAUCUUUGCAGCCACUUUCUGUGCUCCGAAGGCAGCGUCAGCUGUCCGACCAAACCUGCCAACUGCCUGGAAAACCUUGCCUGCCACGCCUGAGACCUUCACUGCCUCCUCCAGGGUUUUCCCAGCUACCUCCCAGUUCCAGCCUGCCUCAUCCAAUGCCUUUAAGGGCCCGUCUGCCACCUCAGAGACCCCAAAGUCACUGCCACUUGCUCUGCAGGACCCCUUUUCCUGUGCGGAGGCUCUGCCUGCAGUUCCAUGGGUUCCACAGCCCAAUGUGAAUGCCUCCAAGGCAUCCAAGGCGGUGCCCACCAUCCUGAUGGCCACGGCAGCUGUGCCCAAGGCAAUGGCCACCACUCAAGAGGCCUCAAAGACCUCAGCUGAGCCUCCUCGGCGCUCGGGCAAGGCCACCCGGAAGAAGAAGCAUCUGAAUACUGAGGAGGACAGCAGUGGGCAGCUGUUGCCCCUGCGUGACUGGCAGGCCCCCAGGCCCUGGGAAAGUAUGAACUUGAAUGGCUGGGAGGUUCAAAAUGCUAUCCAGGUCCUGGGUGAUUUGGAGGGCCCAAACACCUCCCGUGGCCUGAGUGGCUGGGAGGGCCCUAGUACCUCCAGGAUCCUGAGUGGCUGGGAGGGGCCCAGCACGUCUUGGGCCUUGAGUGCCUGGGAGGGCCCAAGCACCUCACGGGCCCUAGGUCUCUGGGAAAACCCAGGUAGCCCCCAGCCCUUGAUCAUCUCUGAGCUCCCCAGCCUCUCUCAGGGAUUUGGUACUAGCCCUGAUGGGCCGAGGCUGGAGACACAGCCACUGUCUCCCUUGGAUGAGAGAGCAAACGCACUGGUGCAAUUCCUCUUAGUCAAGGACCAAGCCAAGGUGCCCAUCAAGCGCUCAGAGAUGGUGAGAUUUAUCAUCCGUGAAUAUAAAGAUGAGUGCUUAGAUAUCAUCAACCGUGCCAACAAUAAGCUGGAGUGUGUCUUUGGUUAUCAAUUGAAGGAAAUUGAUCCCAAAAACCACUCUUAUAUCAUCAUCAACAAGAUGGGGCCUCAUAAGGGUGAAUCAGUGUCAUCUUAUUUAGACACACCCAAGUUAGGCCUCCUGAUGGUGGUUCUCAGUCUGAUCUUUAUGAAAGGCAACUGUGUCAGGGAGGAUAUGAUCUUUAAUUUUCUGUACAAGUUAGGGUUGGAUGUCCGAGAGACGCAUUCUCUCUUUGGAAAUACAAAGAAGCUCAUCACUGAUGUGUUUGUAAGGCAGAAGUACCUAGAGUACAGGCGAGUCCCCCAUACGGAGCCAGCAGAAUAUGAGCUCCUCUGGGGCCCCCGAGCCUUCCUUGAAACCAGCAAGAUGCUUGUCCUGAGGUUUUUGGCCAGGCUCCAUAAGAGAGAUCCGCGUUGCUGGCCAUUCCAGUACUUAGAAGCACUGGCAGAGUGUGAGUCUGAAGAUCUGGAUGAAGAGGAGUCUGGGCCCGGCGAUAAAGCCAGUGACCCUGAUAGCGGUUCCCCUCCCCGCUAAUAAGAUUUAGCAGAUAUCUUGUUCCUCUGGGUCCCCAGCUAAGGCCACUGACAGGGUGGGAGAGGGGCACAUUUUGUUUCUGGUGUUUAUGUUCCAGUUCUAUGUGUGUAUGUUUGGAUUUCAAUUUGAUUUAGUACCUGCCAAAGCUUUGUACAUUUUCAUGUGGUGUUGAUUUCAAUUGGCUACUGUUCUGUUUGGUAUUCUGGCAUCUGUAUUUUUAAGUGAGAUCUGUGAUUCUCUGUUUUGUGUUACAAUCGUUAUGUUUUGGUAUCAGAGUUGUGCUGGCUUUGUGAAUUGAAUUGAAAAGCUAUCCAUCUCAUUCUGGUACAGAUUAUGUAGUAUUGAAUUAUGUAGUUUGUUCUUUGAACAUUAAAAUGACUCAUCAGUAAAAGCUGUCUGCAGAAAAAUAAAUAUCUAUAUCUAUAUAUAUAAAUAUACU
Messenger RNA from Manis javanica (Malayan pangolin), 5420 nucleotides. It is a transcript of the gene MAGEL2, whose product is annotated as MAGE family member L2. The record is from RefSeq and is a predicted model, not a curated record. Gene Ontology annotation, biological process: negative regulation of transcription by RNA polymerase II. Gene Ontology annotation, cellular component: nucleus. Lineage: Eukaryota; Metazoa; Chordata; Mammalia; Pholidota; Manidae.